Molecule: messenger RNA, 5206 nt
Organism: Labrus bergylta (ballan wrasse)
Lineage: Eukaryota; Metazoa; Chordata; Actinopteri; Labriformes; Labridae
Gene: gpr139
Product: G protein-coupled receptor 139
Biological process (GO): phospholipase C-activating G protein-coupled receptor signaling pathway
Cellular component (GO): plasma membrane
Molecular function (GO): neuropeptide receptor activity
Source: RefSeq, a predicted model, not a curated record
CCCCCUCGCUCACACACUCAGGCAGCAUCCUCCCCAUCCUCUCCACUUUUCUACCUUCACACUCACCUCUUCGCGCCUCCCUCUGUCUGCUCCUCUCGCCUCUUUUCUUUUUUUUCCCUCCAUCACCUACUAACACAUAUCAUCUCUGGCAUCUCUCCCCCGGCUCCCUCCUCCAUCUCUUCAAUUCCUCCCUCUUUUCACACACACUCAACCUUGCUGUCUCACGCGUGUACACACACUCAUACUGAUUGGCACCCAAGGACAGAGCACCCUCUCUCCCAAACCGGCGACCGUGCACUGUGCUUGUGCCGCCUGCCGAUUUCUUGACUCUGAGCUCAGCUGAAGAAGAGGACGAGGAAGAGGCCAUGGAGCACAGUCACAUUUUCCCUGCUUUUUCCUCUAAUGGGAGCACCUGGAGCCCAGGGCAGCAUCCAUCUGAGGUUACCCAGGGAUGCCCCCUCGGACCACUGCCGGUCAUCUACUACAGCGUCCUGCUCUGUCUCGGCCUGCCUGCUAACAUCCUGACGGUGGUCAUCCUGUCACAGCUGGUGCUGCGUCGUCAGAAGUCCUCCUACAACUAUCUCCUGGCUCUGGCAGCCGCCGACAUCCUUGUCCUGUUCCUCAUUGUGUUUGUCGACUUCAUUUUGGAGGAUUUCAUAAUGGCCGCGCCGCUGCCCCUGUCGCUCAACAAUGCGGUGCAGGUUUUGGAGUUCUCCUCCAUCCACACCUCCAUCUGGAUCACCGUGCCGCUCACCAUCGACCGCUACAUCGCUGUUUGUCACCCGCUGCGCUACCACACAGUCUCCUACCCUGCCCGCACUCGAAGGGUAAUAUUUGCUGUGUAUAUCGGGUGCCUGCUCUCUGCAGCUCCUUAUUACUGGUGGCCUGAGCUGUGGCACAGCCUGCCCGGGGUGAGGAGUGGUGGAGGAGGAGAGGGUAACAGGAGAACCGUGGCCCAGCAUGUCCUUGUGUGGGCCCACUGCGCCACUGUCUACCUCCUCCCCUGCACCGUCUUCUUCUCCCUUAAUGCUGCCAUCGUUCGAAAGCUGCGCAGACGCCGCAGCUGUUUCCGUCUGCGCGGCUACUCCACCGGCAAGACCACCGCCAUCCUCCUCGCCAUCACCUCCGUCUUCGCCGUUCUGUGGGCUCCACGUACCCUCAUGAUCCUCUACCACUUCUACUCCCCUCCACCUGCGUCACGAGGUGCUGGCGUGCUGCUCCACAUGCUCACAGAUCUGGCUAACAUGCUCGCACUGCUCAACACCGGCGUCAACUUCUUCCUCUACUGCUUCAUCAGCAAGCGAUUCCGGGGAAUGGCGGCCAACGUGCUGCGAGCCAUGGUGCACUGCCGGAAGCAGCCGCCUCCGUUUUACGCCAGCCACAACUUUUCCAUCACGAGCAGCCCCUGGAUCUCACCGGCCAACUCCCACUGCAUCAAGAUGUUGGUGUACCAGUACGACAAAAACGGGAAGCCAAUCUGCAUUUCCUCCUGAGCUGUCAACCGCCAGCAGCUACCGCCACACUCAGCAGAACGGGAAUAUAUUCAGGCUUUGUCUACUUGGUGACCAGAUUACUCACGUGGGACUCUUUGAGGCUUGAAAAUGUCAACACGCCCGGAGAGCACAGAGGCGACGGUUUAGCUAUAGCUUUCAGUGAUAACAAAGUGGCAAGCUAGCAGGACGGAUAAAGAAACAGCAGGUAUUCAUAAAGCUGAGACCAGCUGAGAAAGGUUGAUUGUUUCCUCCAGCAAAAAAAAAAAACACUUACUGUAAGAGACUGACUGAUAAAGGGGUCUCAUCACCAUCUAUCACUGACUUUCAUAGGCCGAUGUUUGUAUCAGUGAUAAACCAUGACUGGAUGAGUCCUUGGUGAAGCAUCAAACGUCUGCUGACAGUGAUUUUUUUUAUGGUCGCUCGCCAUUGCACAACAGUGACGAGCCUCGAGCAGAUGUGUCGUUUUUCCUUUGGGAGUCAUUUCCAGACAUCACGCAGAGUUUCCUGCCAGAGUCUUGGCACUAAACGGCUCACCUUAGAGGGGUGAUUCACUCAGGCCGAGCCAGCGACGGCGUGUCCAUUGUCCACGGUUAUGACUGUCUGUCAAGCACUUCAAAACAGCGCUGUAGUUUCCAGUUUAAUAUGCAGAAGAGUCUCAAAGGCUUGUUAAUUUGUGCUUUUAUUCAAUGAACAGGCCUCCCUGACUUUCCUCAUCCUAGCAGUGCAGGUCACCUUCAAGUCGGCACUCGCUAUGGAAGUUAUCCCACAACCAAGCUCAAAGAUUGUCAAAGGAUGAGUAGACGCUCUCCUUACUGUUGGUUCAAUAUUUAUUAAACAUGACUGUUAUUGUAGCUGCACAAAAAAACACAACAAAAAGAAGUUAAUUGGAGUUGGUUUAGCUCCAAGGUGCCAUUAACCUAGAAAUCGCAUUUCCACAUUAGGAAGAGGACAUUUUUUCUGCUUUUUGUAGAUAGAUCCUUGAUUAACCUUUAAUGGACCUUGAUGACUUACUGUUAGCCAUUAUGUGGAUGAAUACAAUGAAUGUAUCUCUUAAACCCUUUAGCUUUCUAAGAUAAUGAGAAAAAACAGAGAGAGAGAGAUUGAGAGGAUAAAGCAAUCGGCCAUCCUUUUAGUUUCAACCUUUAUGAGAUUUUCUUUCCUAUCAUGCAGCAGUGAAUUUGAUCUCAGGGCCACAGAGAGGCAUUUCAGCGCUGUUUGUUCUGCUGUCCAAGUAACAUUUAACACCCAAACAUAGUCCUCUGCAUCAACUCCAUCUGGAACCUGCCUGGUUACAAACCAUAAAUGUGAGCACGCACACACACACACACACACAUUCAUACACUCUGCACUGUAUUAAGAACACAUUAAGAUCAGUGCACAACUAUUCUGCAGACACCUUGAGGCAUCGGCGGUGUUCAUCUAGCUACAGAGAAUGGAGCUUUGCCAAAGGGCAGAUUUCUGCUAAUAACUGCCAGGAGGGAUCAGACACAUCUGGCCUUUUGUAUUAAUGGAUAAGGCUUUAAAUCUGAUUGAUGUUAGGUGUGUCUGUCAUAGCUGAUAAUGUCACGACCUCCAGACUCUUGUUUAACACUCAAAUAUCUGACGCACUUAAAAAGGCAACAGCAGCUGUGUCGUUACUCUUUUUCUCACCAUAUCAACUAUCGGAGCAGAAACUGUCUGCGGCUGAAAAUCAGAGCAAAGAGUACAAAUCUGUGUCAUGGAGUAUAGCAGGGAUAUGAACUUGCAUUAUUUAUCACUCUUGUUUCUCUUCAGAUCAGAUCAAUCUUUUCGCCCUUAACUAAAGAUUUUCAUGGAGAGGGAUAAUGAGAGUAUUUCUGAUUGUGAUUUCUGAUUUUGGAUUAAUUGGCCUUAGGUUGUCUGUCUCAUUAUUUUGAUCAGUAAGCGUGUAUUAAAAGCAGUGAUAAAUCAAAGGGCUGCAUUUUUUGACGUAGAGCUGAAGUUGGUAGAAAUGCAGCUCUAUUUUACUUACAGAACUGUAAGGCUUCUGCUUUAUAUGUUUUCAAAACCAAGAUUUAAUUCAGAUAAAGAAAAAUGAACAGAUCAAGGUUGUAAAAUAAUAACGUUUCAGUCAGUUUUCAGUCAGUGAGUGCUACAUUGCAAAUAAGGGCUGAAUAUAAGGUUCUGACUCAUGGCUUACGUAAAGGUGCAUUCAUUCUUUUAACUAAAAAAACCCUAACCCAAUUCUCCCACAUCUAAACUGCCCCUUUUUUCAGUUUUGCACUCAGAAACUAACUGGCCCUGCCGACUUUCAAUUCCUUUUUCCUUUUUUUUUUUAUCACAAAUUGAUUUCCUUAAAAUUGCAAAACAAAUAGAGGACGACCAAUUUCCACAUUCUCCUCAACUCCUUUACUCUGCGUUCCUCCCACUCAUCCAAACCCACCCCAAACCCACCCCCGCUUUAUGUCAAAAGCACUCGUUUAGAGUUAAUUCUCUCAAGGGUUCCUUUUUUUCUUAAAGAAACAAUUACCUUUAAGUACUUUUUGUGCAUCUUUGUCCACCAGAAAAUCACCCUGUCAAAAAGCUGGUGGGUGUUAAAGACUAUUUGAUGGAGAUAAAUAGACAAAAAGUCAAUAACAAUAAUCACUCAGUGAGCUCAUAGUGUGUGAAAUAGUCAGGCUCGGCAGGAGGAUACAUUUCAUUUAGUGUAAAGGCACUGAAAUAUGUGUUUUAAUCCUAAUCAAUACGCCUAAUGAGCAGAUCAAUAAGAAAGUAAGAUCAGGAAAAAAUGAUUUUGGCUUCAGGCCAAGGAGUUCGUGCCAGAUCAAUGUUGCCAUGGCAAUAACUUCACGUGUUAAAACCGUCCAGUGUUUUCAGCCAUGUUAAUGUGACAUUUGCGCGAGACCCUGCAGCUCAUUUUAGAGGCCUCCAGGGAAUGAUGCAUGCUGGGAAACCUAAGCAAAGGGAUGGGUGGGGAGGGGGUUUUAAAGAGUGUCGCACACAGGUGUGCCUUUGUGUCCACACGUGACGCACUCUGGAGCAAGUGGAAGAGGUGUGUGUAUGUGUGAGUAUUUGUGUGUGUGUGUGUGUGUGUGGUGUGUGUGUGUGUGUGUGUGUGUGUGUGUGUGUGGUCGGGGUGGGAAGAAAUAUCCCAUCGUUAUGAAAAAAAAACAGAUAUUAAAAAGAUAACCCAGCAUAAAUCAAUCAGACGGUGAAAUUGUAUUUUUUCUCUUACACAGGCUGCUCUAGUGUUUCCUCUCCAUCUCUCUCUUUCUACAAUGUGUGUGUGCAUGUUUGUGUACAAAUGUGUGUGUGUGUGUGUGUGUGUGUGUGUACAUAAUGUCUGUGCUAUACAGAAUGAAGCUGUAAUAUUUGUGCCAUAGGACCUGUAAUGUACGAUUUAAACGAUGUAUUUAUACUCAGUCUUGAUGAAUAUAACUACAUGCAGCACAGUAUUAUAAAGAUAUAUCCAUGAAUGUAAAACUGAAGCUUAGAGCAUCUUUGUCUGUAUUUUUCUGAUUGUGAUUUUUUACAUGAUUACAUUUUUUGAGCAGUCUUUGACCUUGGUCCACAGCAGUGUUACAGGACUGUGUUACAGGACUCAUCUGGAGUGAUUAUAGGCUUGCAUUAAUCAGUUUUUCCUCCUAAUGAAUGUAUUGAUUGUAUCAAGAGUAUUUAUUACUGUAAUGUGACAGAGUAUGCAGAAAAGUAUUGGCUGAUAUCGAUAUUUUUGAUUAACAAAAUAAAGAACAGAA